This is a messenger RNA of Acanthoscelides obtectus, 912 nucleotides long. The record is from the annotation of a GenBank genome assembly. NCBI's taxonomy places the organism in Eukaryota, Metazoa, Arthropoda, Insecta, Coleoptera, Chrysomelidae.
GGGAAAUAUGACGAAAACCACUGAAAGGUAUUACAUCUGGCAGCCUUGCAAUUAUGCACAGCAUGGAAGCAUAGAACAAUUUUGUGUUUGCCAUCUGAUUAAUGUCAAAUUUGAAAGUACUUGAGUAUUUUUUAAACUCCAAUUUGCAAUACAUUCAAAACAAGGAAACGAGCGCAUCCGUAUCAGUAAUUACAAAGGUCCCAAUGUGAACCGAUAAGCUCUUGAAAUCAAUAAAUACACCAGAAUGUGCAGUAUAGCUGUCCGUGUGGCGACAUCAGCUGCAAGAAACAGGCCGCUGGAAACUCCAUCAGCCUUUCACUUCUUGAAACCGGACAGUCGCACAUUCACCUUGACGAACCAUCGGUGCGUAGCGACCGCUAAGGCAAAAAGUAAAAUGCAUGCCAAACUAACAGAUGAAGAACGCAACACCACCCUUGCUGCUUUGCUGAAACAGGGGUGGAAACUCGUGGACGGUAGAGAUGCCAUUCAUAAGGAAUUUCUGUUCAAGGAUUUCAACCAGGCUUUUGGCUUCAUGUCUAGAGUAGCCCUGUUAGCAGAAAAGAUGGACCACCAUCCAGAAUGGUUCAAUGUAUACAACAAGGUGCAAGUAACAUUGGCCUCUCACGACGUCAAUGGCCUCAGUGGCCGUGAUGUCAAAUUGGCCAACUUUAUGGAAGAUGCUUCAAAAUCUGUCAAACAAUAAUUAUUGACCAGUCUUGUGAUGAUGGCUAAAGGACCAAUGAUAUAAUCUACAAUUUGUUGUUAAGCCUUUAUUGUUACAGGUUUUCAUAUGUCUACCAUUCAAUUCUACAAUAAUUUAUCAUUAUUACAUUCUUAAUAAGUUAUAACUGUGAUUAUUUCGAAUUUUGCUUUUUUGUAAAUGUCUGAAAUACAGUAUAAUUGUUACGAUUA